This is a messenger RNA of Myzus persicae (green peach aphid), 2422 nucleotides long. Its product is annotated as isocitrate dehydrogenase [NADP] cytoplasmic-like. Gene Ontology annotation, cellular component: mitochondrion. The record is from RefSeq and is a predicted model, not a curated record. The transcript has 11 exons. NCBI's taxonomy places the organism in Eukaryota, Metazoa, Arthropoda, Insecta, Hemiptera, Aphididae. Gene Ontology annotation, molecular function: isocitrate dehydrogenase (NADP+) activity; NAD binding; magnesium ion binding. Bases 297 to 1643 code for a protein of 448 amino acids. Gene Ontology annotation, biological process: isocitrate metabolic process.
GAAGACACUGUCAGCCACUCUGUAGACUCGCCGAUGAUAAUAAUAAUAAUAGUAAAUAAUACAAAUAUUACACAACAGACUUCGGAAUAUUGGACUAUUGGAGUUGUAGGUACCUAUCGAGUUGUUUUAAACUACCACCACGACUACCGAGGCGCCGAGUGCCGAUUGCCGACACUUUACGUUCCGCAGUCGUCCGCUUCGUUUGUCUUCUGAUCGACGUAGACGCGUUUCUGGUUCUAGUCAUCCCGGACUAUAAUUAUUUGUACCAACGUUGUGUUAAACCAAUUGGCAGGACCAUGGCGAAGAAGUUAUUGGGAUUGACCGCUGGACUCGCCAAGUCCUCAGCUUUGGUUCGUAACCGCAAUUAUGCUACAGCUUCAUCGAGAAUCUUGGUUAAAAAUCCCAUAGUUGAAAUGGAUGGUGAUGAAAUGACAAGAAUUAUGUGGGAAAAAAUAAAAGAAACACUCAUUUUUCCUUAUAUCAAAUUAGAUUGCUUGUACUACGAUCUUGGUCUACCCAAUAGAGAUGUGACUGAUGAUCAAGUAACUAUAGAUGCUGCAGAAGCUACAUUAAAAUAUAAUGUGGGCAUUAAAUGUGCAACGAUAACACCAGACGAAGCUCGUGUUGAAGAAUUUAAAUUGAAAAAAAUGUGGCUCAGUCCUAAUGGUACAAUACGUAAUAUUCUUGGUGGAACAGUUUUUAGAGAACCAAUUAUAUGUAAAACUAUUCCUAGACUGGUCCCUGGUUGGACCAAACCUAUUGUUAUUGGCAGACAUGCCCAUGGUGAUCAAUACAAAGCUACUGAUUACUUAGUAACCAGGCCUGGCCAAUUGGAAUUAGUUUUUACUGAUCACAAAGGGCAAGUAGAAAAGCUUAAGGUGUUUGAUUUCAAAUCCCCUGGUGUUGCGAUGGCCAUGUAUAAUUUGGACGAUUCAAUAGCUUCAUUUGCUCACUCCAGUUUUCAAGUGGCUUUGUCAAAAAAAUGGCCGCUUUAUUUAUCUACAAAAAAUACCAUUCUUAAAAAAUAUGAUGGAAGAUUCAAAGACAUUUUUCAAGAUAUUUUUGAAGGGAACUACAAGUCUCAAUUUGAAGCAGCUAAAAUUUGGUAUGAACAUCGUUUGAUCGAUGACAUGGUAGCACAAGCAUUAAAAGGAGAUGGUGGUUUUGUAUGGGCAUGUAAAAAUUAUGAUGGAGACGUCAUGUCCGAUAUUAUUGCUCAGGGAUAUGGUUCAUUGGGCCUUAUGACAUCAGUUCUCGUUUGCCCUGAUGGUAAGACAAUAGAAUCAGAAGCUGCUCAUGGAACAGUCACCAGACAUUACAGACAACACCAAGAAGGAAAACUAACCUCAACAAAUCCCAUUGCUUCAAUUUAUGCUUGGACUCGUGGUCUUAAGCACAGAGCAAACCUUGAUAACACUCCUGAACUUACCAAAUUUUGUGAUACAUUAGAAGAAGCUUGUGUAGGAAGUGUUGAUGCUGGCCAUAUGACUAAAGAUCUUGCAGCUUGUAUACACGGUUUAAAAAAUGUAAAAGAAGGAAUGUACUUGAACACUAAUGAGUAUUUGGAUAGUGUGAAAGAACAUUUGGACAUUAAAUUAAAACCGGAUACAAAAAAACUGUUUGCAUCAAUUGGUGCAGUUUGACAAGUUUGACCUUUUGCUGCAAUUACAAUUUAUUAUUCUAUUAUACAAUAUGCAUACUUUUUAUACUUAAUAUAAUAUAUAUUUGAAUAAGAUGAUAUUUAUAUUUUAAUAAUUGCACUUUUAUGAUCAAAUUUGCACAUAAUAAAUAAAAAUUGAAAAUUCAUAUCUUAUUUUCUGCUUUCAUUUAAUAUCGUAAUUUAUUAUACUUACAUAAACAUCUCAUUUUUAUUUUUAUAAAAUAUAUUGUGCUUUCUUAUAACUUGAUCUACAUGUCUUCACUUAUAUAACAGAUAUUAUUUACAAACUAUAUUUGUGGAAUAAAAAUAUAUUACAAAAAUUAUUUAUUUCAAAUUUAUAUUUAAAUGUUUUAUUAUUGAAGUUUUGUUUACAUUUAACUACUAAAAUUUGUCAAAUAUGUUAUUGUAAAAGUAUCUUGCUUUUUUAAUUAAAUAUUCCUUCUAAUCUACUUUUUAAUUAAACUAGAUAAUUCACAUGAUGGGACAAAAAGCACGUUAUUUGCAGAUAGGUUGAAUAGCACUUCAUCAUCUAUACUUUAUUGCACACUUACAUUUUUCAGAUAUGAUCAAUGAAAUAAAUGCUUUAUAUUUUUGGCAUGUACUUCUAAUAUUAACCAUUGUUAUGUUAACAUUUCAAAUUUGUAUGCUGCUAAAUGACUCAUUGUUGUGUUAGUUACAAUAUUCUAUUGAAGUUCUAUUUGUUACUAUGAUAGUGUUGAUAAUUAAUUGUAAUGCUCAAAAUUAAUUCUACUGUAAAAAAAA